CUCCCCUAGCACACGGUUUCUCCAACAUCUUGAACUCCAUGCAAUAUGUAUUAUCUUCCCCUUUCCGCCAGUCUCCACUACAAAGUCAUUGUCUUCACCCAACAUGGAAUCGUUCAUCCAGACCUGAGAAGGGAUGCACACGAGUUAUACAUCUUUAAAUUCUAACGGGCCUCCUUUUCGAAGCAUGCAAUUGUGGCGAGUCUCAUCACUCUAUCAAUGUCUUGCCAUAUAUUGGGACCGCUGAGUCUGUCGACAUGUUUGAGUGUCGUCAGAGGCCCGUUACGAAUCAGCUUCUUGCUCGGCGAUUGUUUCCGUGUGCACCGUGCAAAUCGUCCCUGGCUUUCUCCUUAGAAAUGCUGGAGUUUGCUUCACAACUCUUCGUUUGCAUGGCGCCAAGCAACCGCGCAUUUGCGGCUACCACUGAGGCGGUUCUUGCUGCCAAUGGAUUCCCAUUUCAAACCGAAGACUCGUUGUGGCGCCGCUUUCCCAGUGCACUUCUCCAUUAUCAAAUACUCGUCCAGGAAGUGGAUACAGAGGUCCAGCGUUUGGCUCGUGAGCCUUCAAUUGACCAAUGCGGAUGCUACUCGCCCUACUAGGGAGGACGCCGAUCCUACGGUAUCUAUUGCAGAUGAUGUGAUCGACAGGGAUAGUGUGCUGGUGCUUUAAAAUUAGAUGAGACAACUGGACUUGGAGCACAGAAAUAUCUCAAUGCUCAACACGCAGCUUCGAUCCCUUCGGACACAUCAUCUGCUCUCCC
Molecule: messenger RNA, 757 nt
Organism: Cantharellus anzutake
Lineage: Eukaryota; Fungi; Basidiomycota; Agaricomycetes; Cantharellales; Hydnaceae
Exons: 2
Coding region: 255-596 (113 amino acids)
Source: RefSeq, a predicted model, not a curated record